AUGGGUGAUGUAAGAGUAAGAGGUUUUCCACUAGCUUCUCUUUAUUGGCCUUAUGGCGAAACUUUUUUCCAUAAUGCAACCGGUAGAUUCUCUGACGGACGUAUUCCUCCAGACUUCAUCGGCUUGCCUAUCCUUCCACCAUAUCUGGAACCAAAACGCCAUGUGUUCACUGAUGGAGCUAACUUUGCUACUAGUGGGUCCUGUAUUCUUUUUGGCACAACCGAAUUUAAUGAUCUUCCAAUCCAGCUGCAAUUUUUCAAGCAAGUGAUAAAGAUAUUAAAAGGGCAAGUUGGCGAUGCUGAAGCCAAGAGGGACGUGACCGAUGCCGUCUACUUAAUCAGUGAUGGUGGUAACGAUUAUAUGAAGUUUUACUACUUCCACUCUGAUGCUAAUAAAGACAGCAUGAGCGAUUUUGUCAAACUGGUGAUCGACCACCUGCAUGAAUAUCUCCUUGAAUUAACAAGUUUAGGAGCCAGGAAGAUUUUAUAUCAAAACGUAGGGCCCAUAGGCUGCAAUCCAUCAGAAAGAUUAUCAGAUGGACAGUGUAAUGAGAAGGAAAAUUCAAUGGCGAGAGCACACAACAAAGGCCUGAUACGAGUGAUGAAGCAAAUAGAGAGAGGUGGCUGGUUUCAAAUAUGGAAUAUUUGAUUUGCAUACAGCAAUGGAAGACAGAAUUUUCAACCCUCAUAAAUAUGGUAAUUAAUCCUCUAACUUGAGAUUUUUUUUUAUUGCGCACAAUCAUUUUCCUA
This is a messenger RNA of Prosopis cineraria, 749 nucleotides long. RefSeq names its product GDSL esterase/lipase 4-like. Gene Ontology annotation, molecular function: hydrolase activity, acting on ester bonds. Lineage: Eukaryota; Viridiplantae; Streptophyta; Magnoliopsida; Fabales; Fabaceae. The transcript has 6 exons. The record is from RefSeq and is a predicted model, not a curated record. The coding region runs from base 1 to 648 and encodes 215 amino acids.